AUAUCGAUUUCAGCUGGGUGCUGGCUACGCCAUAUUGGCGCUGGAAAACCGUACGCUAGCGCUUUCCGUGUGGAAAUCGAGGAAAAUUCGGUAGUCGACAAACCAGUUCAACACAGCAUUAUGUGCUGGUUAUUUUGAGUAAACCGUUGCUGUUUUAACAGGUGCUGGUUCUGCUGAAAUCGAAAAAUGGCACCUUCAAUUAUCAACCUCUUCAAGAGGGAUGUUGGGGAAGAGCCUGCAAAUAUCACUCUUACCACAACCCCAACGGAAGCUCCGAAGGUCAAUCCGAUUGAAGUAGCUCCCACAACUACUACAACAACUACUACUGUUACUAUACCAACGACAACAAUUUUGGAAACAACCACAGCUGCAGCAAAGAACGAAACCAGCCUGUUGAAGAAAACCGAAAAUGUCAUUUUAUCAGGAGCAGAUUUUGUUGGCGAAAAGACGGGAUUGGACACUUGGAUGGUUGUUUCAAUAGGAAUAGCUGUAUGUGCCAUUAUUCUUGGGAUCUGCUUCUGCUGCAUAAGAAGAUGCUUCAGGAAAAGAAGAGCAAAAGAUGCCAAAGGCAAAGGCAUGAAGGGGGUGGAUCUAAAAUCGGUACAGCUAUUGGGCUCAUCUUACAAGGAAAAGGUGCAACCUGACAUGGACGAGUUAACUGAAAAUGCUGAAGAACCGGACGAAGGGGAAAAACCCGAAGUUCAAAAACUAGGAAAACUGCAAUAUAAGCUUGAGUACGACUUCAAUCAGAACAGUUUAUCUGUCACUGUUAUUCAAGCUGAAGAAUUACCCGCACUUGAUAUGGGUGGUACAUCUGAUCCUUACGUAAAGGUGUAUCUUCUUCCUGAUAAGAAGAAGAAAUUCGAGACCAAAGUCCAUCGAAAAACCUUGAAUCCCGUGUUCAAUGAAACUUUCUGUUUCAAGAGUAUACCAUAUGCUGACGCCAUGAACAAGACUCUUGUUUUCGCCAUAUUUGACUUCGAUCGUUUUUCCAAGCACGACCAAAUUGGAGAGGUUAAAGUUCCAUUGUGUACCAUCGAUCUGGCUCAAACUAUUGAAGAAUGGAGGGAAUUGCAGAGUGUAGAAGGAGAGGGAGGACAGGAAAACAAGCUCGGAGACAUAUGCUUCUCUUUGAGAUACGUUCCAACAGCCGGUAAACUGACUGUCGUCAUUCUGGAAGCUAAGAACUUGAAGAAGAUGGACGUCGGGGGCUUAUCUGAUCCAUACGUGAAAAUUGCGCUCAUGCAAAAUGGAAAGAGGCUCAAAAAGAAGAAAACCAGUAUUAAGAAAUGUACUCUCAAUCCAUACUACAAUGAAUCAUUCACCUUUGAAGUACCAUUCGAACAAAUACAGAAAGUGAAUUUGGUUGUGACUGUGGUUGAUUACGACAGAAUCGGUACAUCUGAACCCAUAGGAAAAGUCGUGUUGGGAUAUAACGCAAGUGGAACAGAGCUACGACACUGGUCUGACAUGUUAGCUUCUCCCCGUAGGCCUAUAGCUCAAUGGCACACCCUUAAGGACCCUGAAGAUGAAAAGAAGGAUUAAACAAUCCAAGUUCAGCCUACUGUUAUUCGCAGGUUAGCGUGAUGAAUCUCUUACCUGCUUCAAACUUAUCAUCUUUAUGACUUACCUACCUAUAUAUCUUAUAAAUUAUAGGUGUUCUACCCCAUGAGCGUUUGAUUAUUGUCGUUAUUGAUUGAUUUUAGAUUCUGGCUUCCGAUACAUAUAGAAACAGUAGAUCAGAUUGUUACGGUUGGAAAAUGUGAAUUGGUCGUGAAUUUUUCAUCUUUCUUUAGUUUUCUUUACGCGGAACCAAUGGAAUUUUCUUUGUCUUGAUACAGAUAAAUCGUAAAAGGGAUUCAAGUAAUCAAUGAAAUGAUGUUCAAUAUAAAAAUUUUCUUCGAUUAUCAUUCUAGU
Harmonia axyridis is the source of this 1917-nucleotide messenger RNA. RefSeq names its product synaptotagmin 1 (gene Syt1). NCBI's taxonomy places the organism in Eukaryota, Metazoa, Arthropoda, Insecta, Coleoptera, Coccinellidae. The record is from RefSeq and is a predicted model, not a curated record. Bases 187 to 1545 code for a protein of 452 amino acids. Gene Ontology annotation, cellular component: axon; dense core granule; synaptic vesicle membrane. Gene Ontology annotation, biological process: synaptic vesicle endocytosis; regulation of dopamine secretion; cellular response to calcium ion. Gene Ontology annotation, molecular function: calcium-dependent phospholipid binding; phosphatidylserine binding; syntaxin binding. The transcript has 11 exons.